AGGGUUUAUCGCUCGCGAUGGCGGGGGGUUCUCAGGACAUGCGCAGCUGGGCGGAUCUUCUCCAGAACUCGUCGCAGCUGCUGCAAUCGGCCGCGCCGGCGGCGCCAUUUCCACCGCUCCAGAGGAGCUUGGAUCAGCUAGAGUCUCUCUCGCGCCAGCUUAAGGCCCGGACGAAUCGCUACGAUGCCACUGGCCAAUCUAUUGCCGCUACUCGAUUACUAGCGAGAGAAGGCAUAAAUGCCGAUCAACUUGCCAGAGAGCUAAAGGCGUUUGAGCUCAAGACAAGCUUCGAAGAUGUUUUCCCUGUGGAAGCGACGACCGUGGAGGAGUAUCUACAGCAGGUGCAUGAAAUGUCAAUGCUUACAGCGAUUUUGAAUUCUCAAAGAGACAACGUUCGAAGUUUUGAUGACUACAUGAUGAAGUCACUGGAAGAUGACUGGCAAAAAGAGAAGCGUGAGUUUUUGAAUAGCUUGAGUCGCUUGCCACUUUCUUCUGGCACUCCCGGGAAACAAGCCAGUCGUGUUUCUGGUGUUCUCGACUCUUCUGCGGUGAAGGCUUUGCCUGAUAUGCGCGCACCAAACCCGUUUCUAUCAACUCCGUCGCAAGUGGUGAAUGCAAAGGCUGCGGGGUACGCUGAAGCAGUUGCGAAGCUUAAUGCUGCAAGAGAACGAAGUGAACCAUUCAAGGUUGCGAGCACUCUGAAAGACACGUUUUUGGCGUUUGCUGAUGAGAAAAUGGGUACAAAAUCUGUGAACAUGGCCAAAAUCUGGUAUCUCCUUCAGUCUCUUUUAGGUGAGGACUUCGAAUAUCCAUCUCAUCUUAGUAGAAAGAUGAAAAUGGUUUUUGGUGCCCGCCGCCAUUUGGAAGCUGGUCAUGAAAAGUAUAUGCUGGACACAAUACAAAGUCAUGCUGCUCAGGCAGCACUUGGAGGAUCUACUGGAAACUUACAACGUGUACGAGCUUUUUUGCGCGUCCGGCUAAGAGAUUAUGGUUUGUUAGACUUCGAUGCUACUGAUACACAUAGGCAACCGCCAAUUGAUACUACUUGGUACCAGAUUUAUUUUUGCCUCCGAUCUGGUUAUUAUGAGGAAGCCAAACUUGUGGCGCAGUCGUCUAGAGCUAGCCGUUCGUAUGCUCCACUGCUUACGGAGUGGAUCGCCACGGGAGGAGCAGUAUCUUCUGCUACUGCAACGGCCGCCUUUGAGGAAUGUGAAAAAAUGGCACGGAUUGGGGACAGGCCAGGUCGUGCUGGAUACGAUAAGAAGAAAAUGCUUCUAUAUGCUGUUCUUUCCGGUAGCAGGCAGCAAGCUGAACGUCUUCUACGGGACAUUCCUGUGCUAUUCACUACGAUCGAGGACUUUAUGUGGUUUAUGCUUUCUAUUACUCGGGACUGCGGUCCAGCACCCCAAGAUGGAUUAGUACCUUAUACUUUGGAGGAUUUGCAGAACUACCUGACCAAAUUCGAGCCAUCUUACUAUACUAAGAACGGCAAAGAUCCUUUGGUCUAUCCUUACGUUCUGCUAUUAAGCUUACAACUCCAGGCGGCCAUCCUUUAUCUUACAAGAGAGAUCAGCAACGACGGGGACCAUAUAGACGGUGUGCAUAUAGCCAUUGCUUUGGCAGACCAUGGUGUCCUUUCAGAAGGCGCGUCGAACAAAGCAAAGCCUGGAACAAUGAGUCCGGUUGGAGAAAUCACAAGCAUCAUCCGACACUAUGGACUUUCAUAUGUCCGGCAAAACAACCUUGCGACGGCUUUGGAGUACUACGUUCAGGCUGCUGCUGCCAUUGGAGGUGGCGCUAUUUCCUGGAGCGGACAGAACAGUAAUGAUCAGCAGAGGCAAAGGAACAUGAUGUUGAAGCAGCUACUCAUCGAGCUUCUUCUAAGAGAUGGUGGUAUUGCACUUCUGCUAGGCUCAAACGGCAUCGGGUCGGAAGGUGCGUUGAGAAGGUUUUUGCCCGAUCCCACUAUGCAGCAGCAGAUGUUACUUGAAGCUGCACGACAUGCUCAAGAGUCAGGCCUUUACGAGAAGGCUAUCGAGUUGCUGAAACGUGUUGGAGCCUUUGCAAUGGCUCUAGAAAUAGUAACUCGCAGGCUUUCUGAGGCAAUCUGCGCACUGGCCACUGGCCGUGCAGAUGGAGAGGCCAAAGUUGCAGGCCUUAUCCUUGCUGGGAACGACAUUGCGGAGACUUACAAAAAGCAAGCUGGAAGCGGAACUGGAAGCUCGCGAGAGGCUGAACAAGUAACAGAGCAGCAAGUUUCCUUCCGGCAACUUGAAGGAAUCGUAGCGUUCCACAAACUGUUUCGCCUGGGGAGAUAUCCGGACGCGAUCGCUGAGCUUCCCAGGCUGUCAUUUCUUCCACUGACUCCAUGGACACCGGAAAAGAGUGCCGAAGACCUGAGAAGCAUAUCUCCUCCUGUUCAAGCUUGUGUGCCUGAUCUUCUCAAGGCGGCUUUGAUCUGCCUUGAUAAUGUUCCCGAUAGAGAUGGCCAUAUGCGCACUCUCAAGGCUAAGAUCGCCAAAUUUGUUGCAAACACCGUGCCCAGAAAUUGGCCGCACGAUCUGUACGAGCAAGUCGCUCGAAUGCUUUAAUGUAAGUCUGCUCUUUUCUUCC
Molecule: messenger RNA, 2613 nt
Organism: Selaginella moellendorffii
Lineage: Eukaryota; Viridiplantae; Streptophyta; Lycopodiopsida; Selaginellales; Selaginellaceae
Product: nuclear pore complex protein NUP93A
Exons: 15
Coding region: 18-2591 (857 amino acids)
Biological process (GO): poly(A)+ mRNA export from nucleus; protein import into nucleus
Cellular component (GO): nuclear pore
Molecular function (GO): structural constituent of nuclear pore
Source: RefSeq, a predicted model, not a curated record